This is a messenger RNA of Aspergillus bombycis, 1110 nucleotides long. Its product is annotated as putative SNARE protein (Ufe1). Gene Ontology annotation, cellular component: SNARE complex; endoplasmic reticulum. Gene Ontology annotation, biological process: retrograde vesicle-mediated transport, Golgi to endoplasmic reticulum. The transcript is spliced from 3 exons. Lineage: Eukaryota; Fungi; Ascomycota; Eurotiomycetes; Eurotiales; Aspergillaceae. The coding region runs from base 1 to 1110 and encodes 369 amino acids. The record is from RefSeq and is a predicted model, not a curated record.
AUGACCGACCUAACGCCAGCCCUCAACGCUAUCCUCCUCGAACGCCAAUCCCCGGCCAUCCCAAUAAAAACGUACAAUCAAGCCUCGCCGGCUGAUGAGUUCCUGAAGGAAGCUUACCGAAUUAACAAACACACAACCAACCUAACAACCUACCUCCACAAGAUCCGCCCUCAGUAUCUCUCUCUCACCAAACACCCCCGCCACAAGCCUUCAUCCCCGACCGGAAAGACAAAGCCAGGGGAACAGGAAGCAGGGUCCCCGCUCAGCGACUCCGACCGCGACCAAAUCGACACCUCCACCGCCCUCGUCCUUCACGAUCUGAGUAACUCGAUCUCGACACUAUCCAGCGCCGAAGCCCUCCGGCAUGAGACGGCGACGAGUAUCCUGAGGAAGAAAUACGGGCGGUCGGUUGCGGGGCGGGUCCUUGCAAAAUGGGCUGCGGGGUCUGGGGCGCUUGAUGGGGAGAGUGAAGAGGGGAAAAGCGAGGAACAGCUUAGGGAGGAAGAGGGGGUGAGGGUGAUGCAGGUUGUGAGGGAUAGUGUGAUUUGGUUUUUGAGGAGGGGCUUGGAGGAUGUGGUUUCUUUGCAGAGGGGGUUGGUGGAGAGGAGAAUCGAGAGGGUUAGCGAGAGGGAGAGGAGUGUGCUUUUCAAAGUUGAGACUGGGGGGUCUACUGCUCGUACUUCUGCUGCUGCUGGUGGUGGUGGUUCUGGGGCUGGGGUGGAUGAUACGGUGGGUUUGAAGGGGGCUGCGAUGGAUGAGAGUGAGGUGAAGGCCAUUGAGGAGGAGUUGUCGGCGGAGCAGUUGCAACUUUUCGAGGCGGAGAAUGAUGCCAUGGUCAGGUAUUACGAGGACACCUUGAAUAAGGUCCAGAAUGCGGAGAAGUCGUUGCUGGAGAUCUCAUCGCUGCAGCAGACGCUGGUGUCGCAUCUUUCGACGCAGGAGGAGUAUAUCGGUCAACUCGUCACGGAUGCGGCGUCGACGCAGACGAAUAUCGGGCGCGGGAAUAAGGAGCUAAAGAGGGCGAGUGAGCGGCGGAGUGCAGCGCAGGCGGUCUUCUGGGGCACAGUUGGGUUGUGUACUUCAUUGAUUGUUUGGGAUCUUAUCUUCUAG